AUGGACCUCCAAUUUCGACCAGCUCUUGCCCCGGCGUCGGAUGUGCCUGCGACCGCAAUGAAUGGCACCGGUACCGCAUGGGACCAGCUUGCCGAAAAGCACUGGUUGAAGGCAGUGCCCACCAGAGCGCGCCCGGAUGCGAUCAAGGAGAUCUGGGACGCGUUAGAGCACGAUGGAUUCCCCGACCAAACCCUGGCAUAUCUCGAGAGCUUGCAAAUCUUCGAACGUCUCCUAUGGCCAACAUACAGCGACGAAGUCUCAAAUCACCAUGUACUUCUCAUUGCCAUCUUCUUCAAUACCAAACAGCGAGCGAACCUCGAGUCAUGGGCAGUCUUCGCAGAUCGAACGGAGGAGUUCUCAAAUAUGUACCGGCGCAUACUGUCCUUGAACUUGGACGGAUCCUUACCGACAAAUUCACGCCUCGAACUUCUGAGCUUCGUCAUUGCUUCUUUCCAGUCCCUUGAGAAAGACUUCAUCCGGAAGGAGUGUGCGCCCCUCGUCUCAAUAUCGAUAUGGUACAAUCUUCACAGCGGUGAUGCACGAACAAGAGCUAUCGAGAAAAGUCCAAGUAGGAAAAAGGCAUGGAAAGCAAUGCAAAAGAGAUUUGAUGCUGCAAAUUCUCAGGUCCAGGCAAGGAUGAAGUUCGAGCGCUCGUGGUUAUUCUCCAUGAUUUUAGAUCUCCUAGUCCGGACGAACACAGUUACGCCUGCUGGAAGCGCAGAGACGACGUAUUGCGAGAGGAUUCUGGAGUUCGUGUGUGAUUUGACCAGCCAGCUUCCCACGAGACGAUACACCAAUACGCUCAUCAAAGACCUAAAUCUUCUGCCCGUCUUACGGAGAUCCAAGCUCUUUCAAAAGUCCGAAAACUCUCUCCUGAGAGAUCUCGCCGCUCUUCUGAGCCACUUCCAGACUUUUGGGAUCGAUGAUGCGGAGGGCAGUGAGAUCACGAAGAAUGCGACGCAAUCAGCACAUUACGAGGAUUUGGCUCAAUUGCAGCGCGUUGCUUUCAAGCAUUUCGAAGAGAAGCUGAAGGUUCUUGCUCUCUCAAAUUAUGCAUCGAUUGACCAGCGAGGUGAGCUUGAGCAGAGCAUUGGCUCGUUGGACGACAGCGAGAUCGAGAAGCUGUGUAAGCUUCUGGGCUUUAGGACUUCAUAUCCCUCAUCGGCUUCGAUACCCUGCGGACGUGGUCUCUGGCAACAGACCUUGCUCGAUGCCUAUCAGAGACCCCAGGAUUUCCGGGAGGUGAUUGCCCAACUGUCAGUGGCGCCCACCGACCAGACACUGUAUGAGGACAAGUAUGUGCAACACGAGGCCUACGAUGGAAAGAAGCCCCUGGCGCUUCCAAAGCUGAACUUGCAAUACCUCUCUCUUAGUGACUUUAUGUGGCGAUCAUUCCAGCUGCACCAGGCCGAGAGCUUCUACAGUAUUCGCAAAGAUCUGGAGAACAUUGUGAAGCGCAUGAAGCCCAAAACUGGCCGUGAAAGGGGCAGUACCACAUUUGAAGGCUUCUCGAAGAUGGCUAUGCCAAUUGAUAAGCCUGCAAUAAUCGAGGUUACUCCGCCAAAAGUUGGCACAACAUACCCCGGGUCUGUUCGGAGCGAAGUCAUCAUCGACCUCGGCAGACUCACUGAGUCUAUGCGUGCCGAAUGGGACAGUCUAAAGCCGAAGGAUACGGUUUUCCUAAUGUCAGUCAUCGCUCCCGACGAAUCAAACGGCAACACUGCUGGCAACAAGCCUACAUUGUCAAGCGAGGCCGGUAUUGAUAGUCUUCGAACAGCAGAGGUCGUCCAGAUACUCGAUGAGAACAACAAGCCGCUACGAGAUACGGCAAAUGGCUAUGUGUCACGGUCACGCAAGCGUCAUUUGUUGAUUGACCUGGAUCCUGUCGCCUUCCAGGCAGACAAGGACAGUGGCAAGUCUGACUUAUAUACCAAACUCAAUGUUAUUGCGCGCAGGCAAGGCCGUGAGAACAACUUCAAGCCAUUGCUUGAGACAGUGCAGAAGCUUGUUCGUACUCAAGAAUCGUUGCCACAUUGGCUGCAAGAGGUCUUCCUCGGUUACGGCGACCCAAAAAGCGCCUCUUUCAUCCAACUCGAAGACAAGAUACUGUCUCUGGACUUCCUAGAUACGUUUGUCGACUGGGAACAUCUCAAAGACAGCUUCCCAGGCAGAGACUUGGAGGGUGUGGCCGUGGACGCUACGACCUUCAGCCCGCCAUAUGUUCUUGAGCCGUUCUCGCAACCCUCUUCAGCGCCUCCCACAAACCCAAAGAAAAGAAGACGCGAGCAGCUAGAAGACACCGAGGACUCGUCGAAAGGCCCAAUCAGAACCAGGACCUAUAAGCCGGAGAAUCAAGGGCCUUAUCCGGUCGAUGUUCCCAAGAAGAACAAGAUUCGUUUCACACCAAAACAGGUGGAGGCUAUUGUCUCUGGCACACAACCCGGUUUGAGUGUAGUCGUGGGUCCCCCUGGCACAGGCAAGACCGAUGUGGCUACCCAGAUAAUCAAUCUGCUCUACCACAACUUCCCGAAAGAGCGUAUACUGCUCAUUGCACACAGCAAUCAAGCGCUGAACCAGCUCUUCCAGAAGAUUGUGGCCCUGGAUAUUGACCCACGACACCUUCUCCGUCUGGGACAUGGCGAAGAGGAGCUGGACACCGAUGCAUCGUACAGCAAGGCUGGCCGUGUUGAUUCCUUCCUCGAGCAACGCCAGGGCUAUUUGUCUGAGGUCAACCGGCUCGCUGCCUCUAUCGGCGCGGAAGGUGCCCACGGCAGCACCUGCGAGACGGCUGAAUACUUUCACCAAGUUUACAUCAAGCCAGCAUGGACCCGUUUCUGGGAGAUGGCCAACUCUCCUACGGCCACUCGUGAGACGAUCCUCACGGCUUUCCCUUUCCAUGCUUUCUUCAGCAAUGCUCCCAUCCCCGAACUCUUCCCAGAAUCCGCCAAUAUCGAAGAUCUCCGCGAUGUUGCUGCCGGCUGCGAACACCACCUGACGCACAUCUUCACGUCUCUGUCCUCCAUCCGCCCGUUCGAGAUCCUCCGCCAUCCGCGGGAUCAAGCCAACCACCUGCUCAUUUCGGAGGCUCGCAUCGUCGCCAUGACCUCCACCCACGCCUCUAUCAACCGCGCCAGUAUCGCCGCCUCGGGCUUCCACUUCUCCUCCCUAAUCAUGGAAGAAGCCGCCCAGAUCACCGAACUCGAAUCCUUCAUCCCAAUCUCUCUUCAAACCCCAACCAACACUCUCACCCGCCUCAUCCUCCUCGGCGACCACCUACAAAACGCGCCCAUCACCACCUCCCAAGCCCUCCGCUCGUACUGCAACCUCUCACAAUCCCUCUUCCACCGUCUGAUCCGCCUCGGCGUCCCCACCGUCCUCCUCGACGCCCAAGGCCGCUGCCGCCCCAGCCUCGCCCGCCUCUUCGCCUGGCGCUACCCUUCGCUGCACAACCUCCCCUCCACAAGCAGCACCCCACCCUUCCUCACCGCCAACGCCGGCUUCCGCUACGACUACCAAUUCCUCGACGUGCCCGCCUACGAAGGUCAAGGGGAGCGCGAACCCAGCCCGCACUUCAUCCAAAACCUCGGCGAGGCCGAAUACGCCGUCGCCCUCUUCCAGUACAUGCGCCUGCUAGGCUACCCGGCCCACAAAAUCACCAUCCUCGCCGCCUACGCGGGCCAGCGCGCCCUGAUCCGCGACGUCCUUGCCCACCGCUGCAAGGGCAACCGGCUCUUCGGCCUACCCAAAGCCGUCUCCACCAUCGACCGCUUCCAGGGCGAGGAGAACGACUACGUCAUCCUGUCGCUCGUGCGCACCAAGUCCGUGGGAUACCUGCGCGACGUGCGCCGCGUCACCGUCGCCCUCAGCCGCGCCCGCCUCGGCCUCUACGUGCUGGGCCGCACGGAGCUGUGGGCCCAGUGUCUAGAGAUGCGGCCGGCCAUGGAGGUGUUGCUGCAGAGGCCCACGACCUUGGAGGUCGUCACGGGCGAGGUCUGGCCUUGUGAGCGGCCGCUGCUUGAGGGUGGUGGCGAGGGGGAGGAGGGACAGCAGCAGCAGCAGGUCCAGGGGACGGAGAUCGAGGGCGUGGAGCACCUGGGUCAGUAUGUGUAUGAGAUGACGCAGGCGAAGGUCAAGGCGUUGGGAGGGCAGGUUGUUGUUGAGGAGCAGAUGGAUGCUGUGCAGGAUAGAGUUGUUGAUGAUGUUGGGGCAGGGCAGGUCGAGGAAUUGAUGGAGGGAGAGGUGGAAGAAGACCCGCUGCAUGAGCAGGUCAUCGUGUAG
This is a messenger RNA of Cyphellophora europaea CBS 101466, 4278 nucleotides long. RefSeq lists its product as uncharacterized. Gene Ontology annotation, cellular component: catalytic step 2 spliceosome. Gene Ontology annotation, molecular function: helicase activity; mRNA binding. Lineage: Eukaryota; Fungi; Ascomycota; Eurotiomycetes; Chaetothyriales; Cyphellophoraceae. The record is from RefSeq and is a predicted model, not a curated record. The coding region runs from base 1 to 4278 and encodes 1425 amino acids. Gene Ontology annotation, biological process: mRNA splicing, via spliceosome. The transcript has a single exon.